CUUGUCAUACUCGUACGUUUCCAUAGAAACAAUGAGUGCGGCCCUUUUUUUUAAAUAUAUACCGCGCACAUGCACCAACUUUUUCAACAUGAAAAUAUCACAGGGCGCGCUCACUCAUGUGGUUCGAUACUGAGAGCUUCCUUUUUGUACAUCCUCUCUGUGCUUAUCCUUAUACUUUUCUCAUCAUUUAUAAUCCUGAAAGCAAAGUAUUUUUCUCAAAUAUUUUUGGCAAAUUAUUAACAACAAUUUAAAACAUUACACAAUGUGUCAUUUUUUUGUCUCAAUGAGAGCUGCGGUGAACGGUAUUCACGUAUCUGCAGAAGACUAUCCAGAAAUAAAAGCUUCCGAUAAAUGCGAGAAAUAUGACGAGAAAUAAUGGAUUGUCAUGAUUUGAAAAUUUUCUUACAUGAUAUUGUUGGACAGUUGGUGCAGACAUGUAUAAAUUAUUAAGACGUAAUAAAGCCCGUUUAUUUAUAUUUUCUAUAAUAUUUGUGUCUUUGCUGUUAUGUCUAUAUUAUGUCAGUCAAAUUCAAGUGCCGACUUCUUCUUCUUCUUCUUCUUCUUCUUCUUCAAGUCAUCCAAAUACUUUAGACUUUCAGGUUUCACAAGAAAACAUAACGUCUGAAUUAAAUCAUAAUUUAUGUCCUAAUAUUGAACCUAGAAAAGCAGAUAUUGAUACACAGGAAGAAUUUAAAAAUUUUGAUUUUCAGCCUUCAUGGAUGAGAAGUCGUGAAUAUUGGGAUGAUAGUUUUGAAGCUCGAUAUGCUGAAUUAAAGAAAAGCCCUACUCGACCACCCUUAAAGGUCAUUCUUGUCCCGCACAGUCAUACUGAUCCUGGAUGGUUGAAAACUUUUGAUCAGUAUUUUCAUGGCACUACCAGGGGAAUUCUAAAUAAUAUGGUAUCAAAACUUCAGCAAUGGCCAAAUAUGACUUUUAUCUGGAGCGAAGUAUCAUUUUUAUCACUUUGGUGGGAAAGUUUUGUUUAUAUGCAAAGUGCCCAUCCAACAAAAAAAGCUAUAGUUAAGCGUCUUAUAAAGGAGGGCCGUUUGGAGGUUACAACUGGAGGUUGGGUUAUGUCUGAUGAAGCAACCUCACACAUUUAUGCUAUGCUAGAUCAAUUAAUUGAAGGUCAUCAAUGGUUAAAAACUAAUUUAGACAUAAUGCCAGAAUCAGGAUGGGCAGUUGAUCCAUUUGGACAUGGUGGCACUAUUCCUUAUUUUUUAAAAGCAUCUGGGUUAACUGGAACAGUCAUUCAAAGGAUUCAUUAUGCUUGGAAGCAAUGGUUUGCUAAGAAACAAUUUGGUGAUUUUAUUUGGCGACAGCCAUGGGAUCAGGAUGGAAUGGCUGAUAUUUUGACACAUAAUCAACCUUUUGAUAUAUACAAUAUUAAACAUUCUUGUGGACCUCAUCCUCAUGUUUGUUUAAACUUUGAUUUUCGCAAAAUUCGUGGUGAAUAUACAGAAUAUUCUGUUAGAGCAGUUGACAUCACAUCAAAUAAUGUCAAGGCAAUGGCAGAAAUGUUGAUAGAACAAUACUCAAAAACGGGUUCUCUAUUUCCUCACAAUGUUGUUUUGAUGCCUUUAGGUGACGAUUUUAGGUAUGAUUAUGCAAUCGAGUGGGACCAACAAUAUACCAAUUACAAGAUUCUUAUAGAUUAUAUAAACAACAACAAUGAAUAUAAUGCACAAGUGGUAUUUGGUACUCCAAAAGAUUAUUUUCAAGAGAUAAAGAAACGAAUGAAACAUUUUCCAAGUUUAAAAGGAGACUUUUUCGUUUAUUCAGAUAUUUUUAGUGAAGGCAGGCCUGCUUACUGGAGUGGUUAUUUUACUACGAGACCCUACAUGAAAAUUUUAGAUAGAGAACUUGAAAGUAAUUUAAGAUCUGCAGAGAUUCUUUACACUAUAGCACUUAAUACUGCAAAACAAAAAGAAAAAGAUGGAAGAGAGCUUAAACUCUAUGAAGCUUGGUUUGAAAAAUUAGUGAAGGCGAGAAGAAAUUUAGGACUUUUUCAACAUCACGAUGCAAUUACCGGCACUUCAAAAUCCUUUGUUAUGAAGGAUUAUGCUCUCAAAUUAUUUGAAUCCAUCACCGACAUGACAAAUUUACAAAGUUUCGCAAUCCAAUCAUUAGCAGCAUCAGAGUCGACAAAAACUAAUUAUGUAUUAUCUGAAUCUGAUAGAGAUAGUUAUGAAAAACUUGCUAGGAAAAUUCCAAUUGAAGGCAAUAAGAGAAUUAUUUUAUUUAAUUCACUUGCUCAAAGUAGACAAGAAGUAAUUAGUUUAAAAGUGACUUCGUGUAAAAUAAAAGUCUUGGAUCCAUAUAAAAAUUCAAUUCCUUAUCAAAUAGCUCCAGUUAUGAAUGCAACGGGCAUUGCACAUGACAUAUUUAUACUUUUAUUCAUAGCUAAUUUAAAACCACUCUCUAUUGCUACAUACUAUAUCUAUCAAAUUGACGAAAUUCCGACUGACGCGAUCUCUACUGUUUAUUGCAAUAAAUGUAAUAAAGAUGCUGCUGCUGGUCUAUUUCCAGUAAAACCAAUUCCACCUAGUGACAUACAAUUAGAAAAUCAAAAGAUUAAACUCGUAUUUGAUCGACAAAGUGGAUUUUUGAAACAGGUAACAAAGCAUUCGAAAAUUAUGCAAUGCUCUAUUCAAUUUGCUGCUUAUUCUUCUGCUCAAUUUCAUAGUGGAGCAUAUCUUUUUAUGCCUGACCCAAAUCUCAGGGACACGGAUAAAGAUAUACUUGAAUCAACACAUCAAAAAAUAUAUAUUGUGUCUGGUAACAUAAGCUCACGUUUAACAGUUGAGUAUGGAAAAUUGUUGACGCAUCAGGUUGCAAUUUAUCAUGACAACAGCAAUUACCUUUCUGAGGCUAUCCAUCUUCGAAAUGUAGUGGAUUUUGAAGCGCCUCCAAAAAAUCGAGAAACAGAAAUGUUCAUGAGGUUACAAACAGAUAUUCUCAAUGGAGAUCCUCCAGAAUUUUACACUGACUUGAAUGGUCAUCAAAUGAUAAAAAGAACGAAAAUUGAAAGAAUUGGUAUAGAAGGUAAUUAUUUCCCAAUAACAACAAUGGCAUACAUACAAGAUACCGCGCACAGAUUAACUUUACUUGUUAAUCAUGCUCAGGGAGCAGCAAGUUACCAGCCAGGCUGGCUGGAAGUUAUGUUGGACAGAAGAACACUACACGAUGAUUCACGGGGAAUGGGUGAAGGCUUGCUGGACAAUAAAAAAACUAUAAUUAAACAUUGGUUACUUUUUGAAGAUAUUAAAACCAACAACAACAACAACGGUGAUAAAUAUUCAAAACCAUCUUUAAUAGCAAAUCAUUUCAGCAAUUCACUUAAUUAUCCUGUCAACAUUUUUGUUGUGGAUGAUGGGAAUUAUCAAAUGGCACCCGAAACACCAUUAGUCAGUCAAAGUUUUCCAUGUGAUGUUCACUUGGUCAAUUUAAGAACUGAUCACGAUUUUAAGCUUCCUUAUUUUCCUGUCAAUAGUGCUCUUUUGGUGCUCCACAGGCAAGGAUAUAGCUGCUUAAUCGAUACCAGCACACACUGCUCUCCCUUUCGUAACUUUGGGAAAGAAUUUUUUUUUACAAAAGCAGUAGCCAAAUUUAAUAUUACAAAAACCUCAUUAACUGGUACUAAAACAGAAAGAUAUCUGAGAAAUGGUUUUCAGGAAAUCUUUUCUUUUCUUAAGCCUAUGGAAAUUCAAACCUACAAAAUUAAAUUUUUAAGGUAAAAUUGGGUAUUUUUCAUAACGCAACGUUGUACUAUAUUCAUGUUGUUUGUAUGGAUAUCUUGAUAAAUAUAAUUAUGUAAUUAAAUAUGUUUGUUUUCUCAUCAAAAAUUACUAAAAAUCAAGUUGUUUCAUUUUUUCAUUUUUAUUUAUUGCAAUCUACAUAAUAUGUACAAUGAUGUAUACAUGAAAGAGAAAACUAUGUGAAUGCGUGUCUGUUGGGAUGAUUCAUUAUUUUUUAAAAAACUUGAUUCAAUCAGCAUAUGUAAAAAAAAAAUCAUAAAUAAGAGCAAUAUGUAUACAAAAAUACUGCUGGUUUUAAGUUUAUUUUAUUAAAAACCAAAACGCUAAAGAAUUAACUCUUGCUUUUAUAUAAAUAAUAAUAAUUCAUUUUAUAUUCUUUCCCGAGAAUGCGUGAAUGAUAAUGUAUAAUAUAACAAGUGCAAUAAACUUGGAAAAAAUGAUUAAAUAUUCAUGAAAAAUUUUAAAACAAAAUAAUUAUAUAUGCUGAAAAUACACUGUAUAUAUACUAUAAACGUAUAUUAUAAUAUUAUUGCCAUUAAAGUAAAGAAUGUAUAA
Messenger RNA from Leptopilina heterotoma, 4313 nucleotides. RefSeq names its product alpha-mannosidase 2 (gene alpha-Man-IIb). Gene Ontology annotation, biological process: protein deglycosylation; N-glycan processing; mannose metabolic process. NCBI's taxonomy places the organism in Eukaryota, Metazoa, Arthropoda, Insecta, Hymenoptera, Figitidae. The coding region runs from base 435 to 3737 and encodes 1100 amino acids. The record is from RefSeq and is a predicted model, not a curated record. The transcript has 7 exons. Gene Ontology annotation, cellular component: Golgi membrane. Gene Ontology annotation, molecular function: alpha-mannosidase activity; carbohydrate binding.